AUGGCCAAGCAAUCCCGUGGUGCCCCUGGUGGCAAGCUCAAGAUGACCCUGGGUCUUCCCGUGGGUGCCGUCAUGAACUGCGCCGACAACUCAGGUGCUCGUAACCUGUACAUCAUCUCCGUCAAGGGUAUCGGUGCUCGUCUGAACCGUCUCCCCGCCGGUGGUGUCGGUGACAUGGUCAUGGCCACCGUCAAGAAGGGAAAGCCUGAGCUGCGAAAGAAGGUCCACCCCGCUGUCAUCGUCCGACAGGCCAAGCCCUGGAAGCGAUUCGACGGUGUCUUCCUGUACUUCGAGGACAACGCUGGUGUCAUCGUCAACCCCAAGGGUGAGAUGAAGGGCUCUGCCAUCACCGGCCCCGUCGGCAAGGAGGCUGCUGAGCUGUGGCCCCGUAUUGCCAGCAACUCCGGUGUCGUCAUGUAA
Messenger RNA from Trichoderma gamsii, 420 nucleotides. Its product is annotated as 60S ribosomal protein L23. The transcript has 4 exons. Gene Ontology annotation, molecular function: structural constituent of ribosome; large ribosomal subunit rRNA binding. Lineage: Eukaryota; Fungi; Ascomycota; Sordariomycetes; Hypocreales; Hypocreaceae. The coding region runs from base 1 to 420 and encodes 139 amino acids. Gene Ontology annotation, cellular component: cytosolic large ribosomal subunit; ribosome. Gene Ontology annotation, biological process: translation. The record is from RefSeq and is a predicted model, not a curated record.